AGUACGGGUUCAUAAACAGCUGCCUCCAGUCUCUGGUGAUAGAGAAGUUUGGCCAGGAGACCUGGGACAAACUGAGCUCUCUACCAGGCGUCCAGGAUACCUUCAUGACAUAUAUGGUUUACGACGAUAUCCUAACCCUCAACCUGGUGCAGGAGGCCUGUUUACUGCUGGAUGUCUCUGCUGAUGUAUUUCUUAAGCUUUUUGGAGAACAUUUCUUUCUCUUCUGUAAGCAAGCGGGCUAUGACACCAUGCUGAGGACACUGGGGGGAAAUCUCAUUGAAUUCAUUGGAAAUCUGGAUUCUCUCCACAGUUACCUUGCUCUGUCCUAUCAGGAAAUGAAUGCACCAUCUUUCCGAGUGGAGAUGACCGAGGAUGGGAAGAUGCUACUUCACUACUAUUCUGACAGGAAGGGCCUGUACCAUAUUGUACCAGGUAUCAUGGAGGCGGUUGCCAGAGAUUUUUUUGAUAGCAAAGUGACCAUGGUGGUGCUUAAUCAAUCAGAGGAAGAUGAGCGCACAGGGAAGAAGGAGCAUGUUGUGUUUCUGGUAAAACAGUCCAAACAAGCAAACAAGACUAGAGACCAGGACCAUUCCAGUCAUAAAAGGGAGACAUUAUUAAGAAAAAUGAGGGAGCAGUGUGUGUCACUGGCUGGGAAAAAGCAUGGCUGGGACCUGAUCAGAGCUGUGGUUGUCUCAGAAAAAGACGCUGCCCAGAAGUACAGUACUUGCGGACAGAUAAACAUUUCUUCAUCAAGCAGCCUCCAUUGCACCUUCAGUCCAUCUUACCCGAACAAGCUGUGGGUGGAAGAGAAAACGUUCUGCAAUGCUUUUCCCUUCCAUAUUGUCUUUGAUGAGGAUCUGAAGGUAAGACAUACAGGGGUGAACAUACAAAAGUUUCUUCCAGGUCUCCAGGCCAGAGAUGCUAUGUUGGACCAAUGGUUCACCAUUAUACAUCCACAGGUGACCUUUACUAUAGAGAGCAUCAGGAAAUUCAUCAACAGUCAAUUUGUCUUGAAGAGCUACAAAGACAAUCACACCACGCUCAAGCUAAGAGGUCAGAUGUUGUGGAUGGAGUCUCUUGGCUGUAUGUUAUACAUGUGUUCUCCGAAGCUACGAAGCCUCCAGGAACUUCAAGAUGUCGGCCUCCACCUGGCUGACCUGGCCCAGCACGAUGUCACCAGAGACCUGGUUCUUCUCAACCAGCAACGUCUAGCUGAGAUGGAGCUCACCAACCAGCUGGAGAGGAAAAAAGAGGAACUGAGAAUUCUGUCACGGCACCUAGAAGCUGAAAAACAGAAGACAGAGACUCUGCUGUAUGCCAUGCUGCCACGCCACAUAGCCGAUCAGCUUAAAGACGGGAAGAGCGUAAAGGCAGGGGAGUUUGAGGUGUGCACUAUUUUGUUCAGUGAUGUUGUAACCUUCACAAGCAUCUGCGCUGCCUGUGAGCCCAUCCAUAUUGUUGACAUGCUUAACUCCAUGUACUCCAAGUUCGACCGACUCACCAACAUACACGGUGUCUACAAGGUUGAGACUAUUGGUGACGCAUACAUGGUGGUAGGUGGCGUUCCAAUCCCUACAGAAACGCAUGCACACAGAGUGGCAAACUUUGCUUUGGGUAUGAGGAUAGCUGCCAGAGAGGUCACCAACCCUGUAACCGGCAAACCCAUACAGAUCCGUGUGGGUCUACAUACUGGUCCAGUGUUAGCUGGGGUGGUGGGGGAGAAGAUGCCUCGCUACUGCCUGUUUGGAGACACUGUUAACACUGCCUCCAGGAUGGAGAGUCAUGGAGUCCCUGACCACAUUCACCUCAGCACUUCCACAUAUAGUAAGUUGAAGGAUGCUGGCUUCGACAUACAAGAGCGUGGGCAGAUUGAGGUGAAGGGUAAAGGCCAGAUGACCACUUACUUCCUGCUGGGGAACCCGUUGGUGUCAGAAGAUAGCAUCAUGGGAAAAGAGGUUGGAGGGCCAUGUCUUUACAGGGAUGACCUUCAUAGCCAGAGCAAAAAAGAGUCUGACAAAGUGCCUGAUGUGAAAAGUGUGCGAGGAGACACACCAUCAGAUGGAGACCCCACCCGAUUGGCCUCCAUCACUCCCUUUGCCUGGGACAUCACUCCACCAUAUGAGACCAACGAGAACAGCUCUGAGAUAUCUGCAAGCAAUUUCAACAGCCGACUCUGUGUCUUAUUCUGACUAAGAACCCCCUGAGCCUCUUAUAGCUCACUGAAGUUUAACUGUUCAGGGAUCUGCCAGCUUAGAGAUGGUUGAGCUCAACACAGAGAAAAAUAUGCGACUUUAUUAUAGCUCCAA
Molecule: messenger RNA, 2306 nt
Organism: Sander lucioperca (pikeperch)
Lineage: Eukaryota; Metazoa; Chordata; Actinopteri; Perciformes; Percidae
Gene: gucy1b2
Product: guanylate cyclase 1, soluble, beta 2
Exons: 17
Coding region: 105-2189 (694 amino acids)
Biological process (GO): cGMP biosynthetic process; response to oxygen levels
Cellular component (GO): guanylate cyclase complex, soluble
Molecular function (GO): guanylate cyclase activity; heme binding
Source: RefSeq, a predicted model, not a curated record